CCUCCCCUUUUUUUCCGCCUGCUGCCAGCAGAAGCGGCGGCCGCAGCACCUGAGCCACUACUCGCCUCACUCAGGACAACGCUAUGGCUGAGCCGGGGCACAGCUACCAGCCCUGUGCCAGGGGCAGGGGGAGGAAGGAGAGGCACACAUUCCGGCUUCUGCGGCUGCUGCUUUGGGCUGGGACCGCCUUCCAGGUGACCCAGGGAACGGGACCGGAGCUUCACGCCUGCAAAGAGUCUGAGUACCACUAUGAGUACACCGCGUGUGACAGCACGGGUUCCAGGUGGAGGGUCGCCGUGCCGCACACCCCAGGCCUGUGCACCAGCCUCCCAGACCCCGUCAAGGGCACCGAGUGCUCCUUCUCUUGCAACGCCGGGGAGUUCCUGGACAUGAAGGACCAGGCCUGCAAGCCGUGCGCGGAGGGCCGCUACUCCCUCGGCACCGGCAUCAGGUUCGACGAGUGGGACGAGCUGCCCCACGGCUUCGCCAGCCUCUCCGCCAACAUGGAGAUCGACGACGGCAUCUCCGAGUCCACCGAGAACUGCACUUCGUCCAAGUGGGUACCCCAGGGUGACUACAUUGCCUCCAACACGGACGAGUGCACAGCCACGCUGAUGUACGCCGUCAACCUGAAGCAGUCCGGCACUGUUAACUUUGAGUACUACUACCCAGACUCCAGCAUCAUCUUUGAGUUUUUCGUUCAGAACGACCAGUGCCAGCCCAGUGCGGAUGACUCCAGGUGGAUGAAAACCACGGAGAAGGGAUGGGAAUUCCACAGUGUCGAGUUAAAUCGAGGCAAUAAUGUCCUCUUUUGGAGAACCACAGCCUUCUCGGUGUGGUCCAAAGUUCCCAAGCCUGUGCUGGUGAGAAACAUCGCCAUAACAGGGGUGGCCUACACUUCCGAAUGCUUCCCCUGCAAACCCGGCACAUAUGCGGCCAAGCAGGGCUCCUCUUCCUGCAAACUUUGCCCUGCCAACACUUAUUCAAAUAAAGGAGAAACUUCUUGCCACCAGUGUGACCCUGACAAAUAUUCAGAAAAAGGAUCGUCCUCCUGCAAAGCGCGUCCAGCCUGCACAGACAAAGAUUAUUUCUACACACACACAGCCUGCGAUGCCAACGGAGAGACGCAGCUCAUGUACAAAUGGGCCAAGCCAAAAAUCUGCGGCGAGGACCUUGAGGGGGCAGUGAAACUACCUGCCUCUGGCAUGAAGACCCGUUGCCCACCCUGCAACCCAGGCUUCUUCAAAACCAACAACAGCACCUGUGAGCCCUGUCCAUACGGCUCCUACUCCAACGGCUCCGAUUGUACCCACUGCCCAGCUGGGACUGAACCUGCCGUGGGAUUUGAAUACAAAUGGUGGAACACUCUGCCCACAAACAUGGAAACGACUGUUCUCAGUGGGAUCAACUUCGAGUACAAGGGCAUGACAGGCUGGGAGGUGGCUGGUGAUUACAUUUAUACAGCUGUUGGAGCCUCAGACAAUGACUUCAUGAUUCUCACUCUGGUUGUGCCAGGAUUUAGACCUCCAGAGUCGGUGAUGGCAGACACAGAGAAUAAAGAGGUGGCCAGAAUCACAUUUGUCUUUGAGACCAUCUGUUCCGUGAACUGUGAGCUCUACUUCAUGGUGGGCAUGAAUUCUAGGACCAACACUCCCGUGGAGACGUGGAAAGGUUCCAAAGGCAAACAGUCCUAUACCUACACCGUGGAGGAGAACGCCACCAUGAGCUUCACCUGGGCCUUCCAGAGGACCACUUUUCACGAGGCAGGCAGGAAGUAUACCAAUGAUGUUGCCAAGAUCUACUCUAUCAACAUCACCAAUGUCAUGGAUGGGGUGGCCUCCUACUGCCGUCCCUGUGCCCUAGAAGCCUCUGAUAUGGGCUCCUCCUGCACCUCUUGUCCUGCUGGUUACUAUAUUGACCGAAAUUCAGGAACCUGCCACUCCUGCCCCCCUAACACAAUCCUGAAAGCCCACCAGCCUUAUGGUGUCCAGGCCUGCGUGCCCUGCGGUCCAGGGACCAAGAGCAACAAGCUCAGGCCUCCCUUCUGCUUUGCUAGCAUGUGCUCCGACGGGACCUGUGAUGGCUGCAACUUCCACUUCCUGUGGGAGAGCGUGGCCGCUUGCCCGCUCUGCUCAGUGGCUGACUACCACGCUAUCGUCAGCAGCUGUGUGGCUGGGAUCCAGAAGACUACUUAUGUGUGGCGAGAGCCAAAGCUAUGCUCCGGUGGCAUCUCUCUGCCUGAGCAGAGAGUCACCAUCUGCAAAACGAUAGAUUUCUGGCUAAAAGUGGGCAUCUCUGCGGGCACCUGUACUGCCAUCCUGCUCACCGUCUUGACCUGCUACUUCUGGAAAAAGAAUCAAAAACUAGAGUACAAGUACUCCAAGCUGGUGAUGAACGCUACCCUCAAGGACUGUGACCUGCCAGCAGCUGACAGUUGUGCCAUCAUGGAAGGCGAGGAUGUAGAAGACGACCUCAUCUUUACUAGCAAGAAGUCACUCUUUGGGAAGAUCAAAUCAUUUACCUCCAAGGUAAGGGGCCUGGCCAGUGCACUGAAGUUAGCAUGAAGGGCUGGAGAAGACACUGCUACCAGGACACUGAGUGGUCCUGCACUGUUCAGGG
Messenger RNA from Propithecus coquereli (Coquerel's sifaka), 2619 nucleotides. Its product is annotated as UPF0577 protein KIAA1324. Bases 84 to 2564 code for a protein of 826 amino acids. NCBI's taxonomy places the organism in Eukaryota, Metazoa, Chordata, Mammalia, Primates, Indriidae. Gene Ontology annotation, biological process: autophagosome assembly; positive regulation of vacuole organization. The transcript has 17 exons. Gene Ontology annotation, cellular component: lysosome; late endosome; extracellular exosome. The record is from RefSeq and is a predicted model, not a curated record.